Chaetomium strumarium is the source of this 1275-nucleotide messenger RNA. Its product is annotated as cytochrome oxidase c assembly-domain-containing protein. Lineage: Eukaryota; Fungi; Ascomycota; Sordariomycetes; Sordariales; Chaetomiaceae. The record is from RefSeq and is a predicted model, not a curated record. The transcript has 2 exons. The coding region runs from base 221 to 1231 and encodes 336 amino acids.
UAGUUACAAGGCAAGCUCGGGUCAAAAAACUUUGGCUUGGCAAUGGGAUCAUCUGAGGUCGACGACCGAGCUUCGAGCUUCGUCGCCGGAGACUAAUUGAUUGCGCCCACCAUCCUACCCUACCGCCUGUUUUCCCGCCUCGAAGCAUCAGACUCACCUCCGCACCGCCCUACCAGCUCCCCGAGCAGCCCGUGGACGAACCACGCCCAGAAACAUAACAAUGCCGAUAUCCACUGCCCCGCGCAGCGUCACUGACGCAACGCGGUUUACAGCGACGACGCCCCAUGCCAGCUCCAAAGCAGCUGCGCCAACAUCCCGCUUCACCCCGCCCAAGUCUGGCUCCCUACCUCCCGGCGCUGGCUCCGGAGCGCCCCCACCCCUAGAAACCCCGGAGCAGAAGGUGGCCCGGUUACGGGCGGCGCACCAGAGGGCGAAGGCGACGCAGGUGUCGAGGUUCGACAGGUUGGUCGCCUCUAGCCGGCGGUUAUUCGACUCGGCGCACAGGGUCACCGUGUUUGGGCUGGUUGGCUUUACGGUUAUCGCCGGCCUUGUAACCGCCUACACAGCGGUCGACAUGAUCAUGUACAACAAGAAGCGCACCGCCGAGUGGAUCGAGGCACAGAAGAAGAUCGAGGCCGACAGUCUCGAGGCAGCCCGCAUAGCCUACAUGACGGGUAAGGCGACCGAGGAGCAGAUCGCCCUGGUGGAGGACUACCUCGAGCGCGAGCGCGACGCGAGCCGCAAGACGUCCUUCUUCUCCAAGCUGCCCGGCGCUCUAGAGCCGGCGUCGUCGGCACCAGCGUCGGCAUCGGCGUCUGGUCAGCAACAACGGCCCCAAAGCAUAACCGAAACCGUCUCGUGGCCCUCAAAUGAAUCCGCCUCUGAACCCGAGUCUCAGCCGUCGCAAGAUAAAGAGAACAAAGGAGGCCUUUGGGCCUGGUUAACAUCCAACCUCAAGCGCGAAGAGGAAGGCGACACCGUCAUGUCGCCACAGCCCCGCCUCGGCUGGGAGUCGCUGAGCGAGGAGGAUGACGGCAAAGGGGUGCGCGACAGCGACCUUGUGCGGGCCGUCGGCGCAAAAGCUCAAGCCGCGUUCGAGAAGGAGAAGGAGAACCAGCGCAAGGGAGGACCACUGGACCGGGUCGGCGUUGCAGAUGAUGCGAAGGGCGAGGCGCAGACUGAGGCUGGGGCGGGAGAGCAGCAGGGGAAGAAGAAGGGGUGGCUGUGGUGAUCGGUUGGUUGUUGGCGAAGAUGGGCGACGGUAGGCUGUUGCGU